Aspergillus eucalypticola CBS 122712 is the source of this 2528-nucleotide messenger RNA. RefSeq lists its product as uncharacterized. Lineage: Eukaryota; Fungi; Ascomycota; Eurotiomycetes; Eurotiales; Aspergillaceae. The record is from RefSeq and is a predicted model, not a curated record. Bases 233 to 2416 code for a protein of 727 amino acids. The transcript has 3 exons.
CCCAGUGAGAUAGAUCUUCGCAUCAUAGGCACCUCCUCAAUUGCAGCUCGUCAUAAAUACCGCCACUCGACUUCAUGCUUUACGGAUAUCGACACCUGGGAAAUAUUCACAUCAGACCGAAGAACUACUGUGGCCCUGCAACUGCCCCAUUGUCGAAGUAAUCUGGAAGAAUCUGGAAGUCCUCCGGGCUCACGGAGAGUUCGGAUUACCUCCCUAAAGAACUCGGUCGAUCAUGCACAAUCACCACCACCAUCAUCAGGCUCUCCAUGGCACACAAUUGCAAGGCCGCUCGAUGGCACGUCGCCCAAGCCUUGUGCCUCGUGACCGGCUGCCAUUGCUAGCGAUGCGCGGAACUCCGACGUUGGCAAGAAGAGAGCCUCUGCCGUCUACUGAUUCUUCGGCUACCUCAUCCUCCGCAUCCAGUGGUACUAAACCGACAAGCACGCUUACCACUACCACCUUGCCUGUUGUUUUAGGAGCAGUGGUUCCUAUUGUGAUUGCUAUCGGCAUUCUACUCUACUUGCACCGCAGAAACGUGAAGAAGCUCCGUAACGAAGAUGCAAACGACAAACACAAAUCUCUCGACUUCGGCCUGGAUUUGGCGCCCACUAACGGAGCUGUGCCUAUGCAACAAGCAGAGAAAGCUGAUCGCAACGCGGCCCACAACAAGGGCAUAUCGUUGGAUAUUGGGCCUAGCCCCUAUCUGCUUCCCCCCGGUCUGCACAACUCGAGGGAAUCCCUGGCGUCUAUGUCCAGAUCCAUCGGUGAUGGUGACGACGAUAAGUAUCGACACGUCGGGUCCUUCCUCGGUGACAAUUCGUCGCUCAGGUCGCACUCGAGAGGCCCCCACGACGAUGCGGCAAGCUUCACAGGUUCAACCAGACGGGCCGCCCUGGGAGACGAGAUGAACCAGGGCCUUCUGCGGAACGCCCAAAGAAUGUCGCGCUCGUCGCCGCCACUUUACAAAACUCAGUCUGGUGACCGUAAUGCUGAGAGCCCAGCGAGCUCUGAUCAUGAACGCGAUCAUGGGUUCCAACUGGAUCUGCCCAGAAGCCCGAGUCCUGUACAUGUUCCCGGAAUGGCCAUUAGCGAGCCGCACACGACAAGCAACGAAGCCGGAUUCGCUGGAGAUCACGCAGUUACUGAGACCAGUGCCAAGCAGAAGCGCCUAUCGCAUAUGCCACAGUAUGCAGAUAUGACACUUCCCAGUGUCCACGGUCUCGGCCACGACGUGGAUUCGGUACCGGCUCCUCAGAAUCAUGCCAAUCUUCCACCGUUACACGACCCUCUUUCGCUUCAUCUGGACCCCAGCCCGGCUUCUGUGCAAACCGCAUCGAUGUCAACACCCAGGAUCUCGCUCCCUGUGAGUGAUGCAGCUAGCGAUUACGGUGAUGCGCGGAGGUCUACUAUCCCGGCCGUCAAUGUGCAAGAUGUGACGAGCGCCACAAGCUAUGAAGAUGGUCCUCAGCACCCCGACGUCCCUGCUGUUCUUGCCGAAGAGCCACCUCGGGGUCAAAACACAGGCCUUGAUGCAAGCCGUCGUGACACGCGACGGAUGACUUUCGGUCUUCGUCCUCUGCCGCCAGAGGACCCGUCUGAGGACCCCGAGCAACGUGCCAACCGUAUCAGGUCCUUCUACAAGGAGUACUUCGAUGAGAACAAGAACGGCCGGGAAACAAUGUACCAAGACUAUGUGCCAGAUUACUAUGGUGAAGAGGCCUAUGCGCAUGACCCUAUGAUGGGUGAUCAGUUCGGUGCGGUGCCGGCGCCAUUUGCUGAACCAGUGACUCGUCGUGCCAUGACUCCUCCACCUCGCGCACCUCCGCGCUUCCAAGGGGCAGCUCGGCAUAUGGCCAGGGGCUCGGACGGAGGCAGUGGCUUUCAAUCUCCCGGUCCCCGUGCAUUCUCCUCGGCCUCUAACCGUAUGCCGGGACCUCCCAAGCCGCGCAAGCCGAUACCCCCGCCAUCGCCGCUUCAGAUCCUCCCCACACCCCAUAUGCUGAAUGAUGGCUCUAUCAUGUCUGCCAUCGAGUAUGCCCCCUCCAAUCACUUCAAGGAUCAAAAGGAGGGCCGACCAGGAACUCCCUUGGGCGGCCUGCAACCAUUUAGCCCGGCCGUGCCGGUCCAUUCGCCGCUUGUUUCAGCUUUCGAUGACCUUUCAGCCUUGCCUAGCGCACACGCAUUGCGCAAGUCGGGCGCUUACGACACAUUGGAUUUUGCACCUCCGCCUCGCUUCAAGAAUGAUACUGCGAGCGAUGCUGGUAGUAUUCGCAGCAACGGCACUGGGAUUUCCUCGGCCCAUUUGCACAACAUCCGCACUGGUGCGUAUCGUGUCAGCCGUCUCCCCGCGGACACUGUAGGUACUAAGGAUGACUUGAUGUCGAACCUCCGUCCUAAAUGGGAUAUGCGGCAGUAAUUACCGGCAUUUCUGUUUCGUUCUUUCUUCCCAGCCGUAACGAUUUCCCCCUCUGCCACAGCCAUCUGGUGUUACAUACCUUAUCACGAUCUAUUCUUGUCCAUUAUAUAUU